CGCUUUAAGGUCGGGCGGGGCCGGCGGCGCCGAGGAGCGGCACCUGGAGCUCCCAGAGCGGCCACCCGGAGUCUCUGGCCUGACCGACGGCACGCGAGGACCGGGAUCGCAGGGGAGGCGCCUCCUGCAAACCCGAGGGACAGCCAUCCCAGGAUUGCACCUCCCUCUGGUCCCUGCGCCUGGACCACGCCUGACCACCUGCCGCCCGAUGGCUUCAUCUGAGACGUGUGACGUGAGCCGAGCGGCCUCCACGCUCCAUUACUGCAUGACGGUCAGCGGCACGGUGCUUCUGGUAGCUGGGACACUCUGCUUUGCUUGGUGGAGUGAAGGAGAAGCAGGUGCUCAGCCCGGCCAGCCGGCCCCUCCCACGGGGCAUCCGGUGCCUCAGGCCCCCAGUCCCCUGCUCAGGUCCGUCAGCUUCUUGUGCUGCGGUGCAGGCGGGCUGCUACUACUCUUCGGCUUGCUGUGGUCCAUCAAGGCCAGCACCCGGGGGCCUCCCCGAUGGGACCCAUAUCACCUCUCCAGAGACCUGUACUACCUCACUGUGGAGCCCUCGGAGAAGGAGAGCUACAGGAUCCCAAAGGCGGUUGGCAUCCCCACUUACGAGGAGGCCGUGGGCUGGCCACUUGCCGAGGGGCCCCCGACGCCACCUGCCGAGGGGCCCCCGACAACCCCUGCGUACCCCGCGGAAGAAAGCCCGAAGGACUGUGCCUCCAGGGAUGCCCUGCGUGGGACCCAGCCCCCCUUGCCACCGCCCAGCUACGAGAGCAUCAUCAGUGCUGUCAACGGCCUCUCUGGAGAGACAGUCCCCGCCACCGCGUGCUCCUGCCCAGGCCCGGCUCAGACGACAGUGGGGGGAGGCACACUCCAAAGCUGGAGACAGAUGAGCUUCUAGUGCAUAAUACAGUGCCUGGUACCCAGAAGGCGCCCAGCAAAUGUUUGUCGCUGAAUGCUGUUUUAUCGACCUACGGCUGUGUAACAAACGGCUUAAA
Prionailurus viverrinus (fishing cat) is the source of this 992-nucleotide messenger RNA. It is a transcript of the gene TMEM61, whose product is annotated as transmembrane protein 61. The transcript is spliced from 4 exons. NCBI's taxonomy places the organism in Eukaryota, Metazoa, Chordata, Mammalia, Carnivora, Felidae. The coding region runs from base 209 to 895 and encodes 228 amino acids. The record is from RefSeq and is a predicted model, not a curated record.